UUUGCCAGUUUUUGAAAGGCACCUCAUUGAGCCACGAGGAAAUUUUUUAUUUUUUCAAUAUUACAAUAAAUUUCAGUAAGUUUUUCGGCGUUUGAGAGCCAGUAAUAGAUACUUCUUAAUAGUAUAUUACACACCUAGGGAGGGAAAGUACACUCCCGUGGAAUGUAUACGAUUUUUCUGUCUUGGAGGGCAGAAAAAUAAUAUGUUUGCUCCGGUCCCUCUUUAGAAAUAUUUUUUUAUAGCACGUCUAGUACAUGUGCCGAAUAUUUCGUCAAUGUUUACCGAACGAUUGACGCACAUCCAAAAUCGAAUUUUAAUCAUACACGUGUAGUACAGAAUAGCUGGAAACAUGUAAAAACAUUAUCUCCGUUGCUCAUUCGAUCGGAAUAAAAUAUUCUGAGCCUCUAAGAGGGGGAAGUCUCAUGCACGCGCUGUACUAAUACCAUCAAACAAUUUUCAAUUAUAUGUUCUCGUGUCUGACGACAACUUGCCUAAUUAUCGUGGAAGAAUCGCUCAGCGCUGCUUGAACUCUCAAUUCGAAAUGUUCGAUCUUAAAACAGUUUUGUUAAUAAUUUUACCCAUCGUUUGCAUCGAGGGACAAGAGAUCGAAAGACCCCUUGGAAUUAAAGACAAACCGAAUAUCAUCACGAGAGCAGAAUGGGGUGCAAGGGAACCAACACAACACAGUACGAUAGCGCUGCAAACACCAGUUACCAAAGUCAUUGUUCAUCACACAACUAAAGAGAGUUGCACUUCGAAGGUUCAAUGCAUUGAAGCAAUGAAAGCUACGCAGAAUUAUCUCAUGGACCAUCGCGGCAUGAGCGACGUAAGCUACAACUUUUACGUCGGUGAAGACGGCAACGUUUACGAAGGUCGUGGCUGGGACGUCGCUGGAGAUCAUGUGCUACAAGAAAAACACGAGAGUAUCGGGAUCUGCUUAAUAGGCAGUUUUCGGAGUCGUGAACCCAACGAAGCAGCAGUGAAUGCCGUCCACGAUCUCAUAGCUGAUGGUGUUGCUUUGGGAAAAAUAACUCGGACGUAUCGUUUAUUAAGCUAUUACGAAGUGUCCCUAGGAAAUUCUCGUUCUAAAUCCAAGAAUUCUAAAUUAACGAAAUUAGUGCAAUCCUGGCCGCACGGGAAGAAUCACUGGACACCGCACGCGAUCAGACUUAGGUAGAAGAAUAUUUUUUCAUUUCUGUAUUGAUCGUAUGCUACAGGAAUCAAAAUGGUGUUAAAAAAAUAGAAAAAAAAUAUGAGUGAUUACGAAAUCGAAGCGAAAUAACAGCUUUUAGACCGGCGUUCACUUUUAUAAUAAUUAAAAAAUUUCCGUAGC
Messenger RNA from Venturia canescens, 1333 nucleotides. Its product is annotated as peptidoglycan-recognition protein SC2-like. Gene Ontology annotation, biological process: peptidoglycan catabolic process. NCBI's taxonomy places the organism in Eukaryota, Metazoa, Arthropoda, Insecta, Hymenoptera, Ichneumonidae. Bases 542 to 1177 code for a protein of 211 amino acids. The record is from RefSeq and is a predicted model, not a curated record. The transcript is spliced from 4 exons. Gene Ontology annotation, molecular function: zinc ion binding; N-acetylmuramoyl-L-alanine amidase activity.